Messenger RNA from Bufo bufo (common toad), 2241 nucleotides. It is a transcript of the gene SRF, whose product is annotated as serum response factor. Gene Ontology annotation, biological process: positive regulation of transcription by RNA polymerase II. Gene Ontology annotation, molecular function: DNA-binding transcription factor activity, RNA polymerase II-specific; protein dimerization activity; RNA polymerase II cis-regulatory region sequence-specific DNA binding. The coding region runs from base 188 to 1600 and encodes 470 amino acids. The transcript has 7 exons. NCBI's taxonomy places the organism in Eukaryota, Metazoa, Chordata, Amphibia, Anura, Bufonidae. The record is from RefSeq and is a predicted model, not a curated record.
GAAAUAGUCCCGGCCUCGGCGGACGGAUCCGCUGUCAUUGGUCGGCGCGGUGCUGUGAUUGGCUGAGGCGCGGAUUCGCGGGGAAGCCGGGAGUAGAGCGCAGAGCCCGGGACAGUCAGGAGCCGCCGCGUCUUCCGGGCAUUGAUGGGCGCUGCGAGGAGCCGCAGCCGUCGGUGAGGAGCGGGACAUGCUUCCCAGCCAGGCCGGGGCCUCCUCGGGGAACGGUUCGUCUCUAGGCCGGAUCCCCGGGAUGGCGCUGCCUCGCAGGACCGGGAACGGAGGCUCUCCGGGCCGGGGGAGGCCGCAGGGGCUGCCCCGCUAUGAGGGGACUCCGGGCGGCGGGGCCGGGUGCAGCGGCAGUGAAGCCACCUCCGACUCCGGGGAGGACGACGAGUCUCCGGCCGUGUCCCGGGGGGUGAAGCGCGGGCUGACAGAGCUGGAGCUCGGGGGCCCGGAGCCGGGGGCCCUCGGGGCUGUCGCUGGAGGGUAUCCUGGGGCCAGCGGCAGUGUGUCCGGGGCCAAACCGGGCAAGAAGACCCGGGGCCGCGUCAAGAUCAAGAUGGAGUUUAUCGAUAACAAGCUGCGGAGGUACACGACGUUCAGCAAGAGGAAGACGGGCAUCAUGAAGAAGGCGUACGAGUUGUCCACGCUGACGGGGACGCAGGUCCUGCUGCUGGUGGCCAGUGAGACUGGACACGUCUACACCUUUGCCACAAGGAAACUUCAGCCAAUGAUCACCAGUGAGACGGGGAAAGCGUUAAUCCAGACUUGUCUGAACUCUCCGGACUCUCCCCCUCGCUCGGACCCCUCCACUGACCAGCGCAUGAGUGCAACUGGCUUCGAAGAGACGGACCUCACCUACCAAGUGUCCGAGUCUGAUAGCAGUGGAGAAACCAAGGACUCUCUGAAGCCGGCGUUCACAGUGUCCAGCCUUCCCGGCACGUCCAGCAUCCAGACUGCGCCCACCACAUCCACCUCCAUGCAGGUCACCAGCGGGCACAGCUUCCCCAUCACCAACUACUUGGCCCCUGUCACCAGCGCCAAUGGAACCAUCCUGAAGACUGAGGGCGGAGUCAUGAGCUCGGGGGGUCUCAUGCAGCUGCCCACCGGCUUCACCCUGAUGUCUGCAGGGGGCGCUGUGGCCCAGCAGCUUCCAGUGCAGGCGAUCCAGGUGCACCCCGCCACCCAGGCGUCCCCGUCCAGUGACAGCAGCUCCGACCUGGUGCAGACCUCAUCGAGUGGAACAGUGACCCUCCCUGCUGCUAUCAUGACCUCCUCUGUGCCCACGACCGUCAGCGGCCACAUGAUGUACCCCAGCCCCCAUGCCGUCAUGUAUGCUCCCACUCAGGGUUUGACCGACGGGAGCCUGGCAGUGCUCAAUGCCUUCUCCUCGGGGGCCCCGAUGCAGGUGUCCCACUCCCAGGAUCAGGGUGGCGUGCAGCAGGUUUUCCUCACCGCGCCGUCCGGCACUGUCCAGAUUCCAGUCUCCGCAGUGCAGCUCCACCAGAUGGCGGUAAUCGGGCAGCAAUCUGGCAGCAGUAACCUGACCGAGCUCCAAGUGGUCAACCUGGAGACGUCGCACAACAGCAAGAACGAGUGAGGGGGCGCGGAGCGCGCCGCCGGCCCCGCACCAUAGACUGCGCCACUUAUUUAUUAUUAUCCAUGCCUUUUCACUUUUUGUUUUCGUAUCUUCUUCCCUGCGGGGUCCGUGUGCGCAUCCCACCCAAAGAUCUCAGAGUCUGGGGGUCCGGAGCCCCCUCCACCUUGGCGUGGCCCCUGGGAUAUGAGAUGGCGUUUUGCACUGAAUGUGACGGGAGUACAGGAUAUCGCUAUAUACUGUUAUUUGGGGGAGGGGAGCCCCCGCCCAGAGAAAUCCUCUUUAUUUUUCUAAAUCUGAAUCCUCAGUAUUUAUGUAAAAAGGGGGGGGGGGGGGGGGGGGGGGUGUUUGGCCUGUGACUUGGGGGGGAGGGGCGCGGGGUCCGGCCUGUGACUUGGGGGGGAGGGGCGCGGGGUCCGGCCUGUGACUUGGGGGGGAGGGGCAAUAAUAUUUAUCAGCUUUUUAAAACAGAAGAAAAGAAAAAAAAAAUCAGUGCUCAUUAACCCUCUCCUGGCCAGACCCAGAGCAAUGUGCCAUUGUUAACCCUUAGUUCUCUGGGGUUGUGUUCUAGCAGCGGUCAGUAUUUGGAAGCCUUUCGGAUCACGUGUACUGUAAUUCUGGGCCCCGCGGUCUGUCCUCGGAUC